This is a messenger RNA of Cryphonectria parasitica EP155, 3193 nucleotides long. RefSeq lists its product as uncharacterized. Gene Ontology annotation, biological process: regulation of transcription by RNA polymerase II. The record is from RefSeq and is a predicted model, not a curated record. NCBI's taxonomy places the organism in Eukaryota, Fungi, Ascomycota, Sordariomycetes, Diaporthales, Cryphonectriaceae. The coding region runs from base 61 to 2106 and encodes 681 amino acids. The transcript is spliced from 2 exons. Gene Ontology annotation, molecular function: DNA-binding transcription factor activity, RNA polymerase II-specific; RNA polymerase II cis-regulatory region sequence-specific DNA binding.
AAUUUUCGAUCCGUCAACCCAUCCUCUGGCAUCUUGUUUUCCGGUGCAGCAAAGGACGAGAUGACAGUCCAAUCAUCUACUACCCCCCGCCCAGGCACAGCCCCUCAAUCCAUUCCGCCUCCGCAGCACCAGACAAUGGAUGAUGCAACCACUCCCACUCGGGCCACCUUUGGCAGCAACGCAAUGGCUCACCAGAAGCCGCUGCCGAACUCAUCAUUUCCCGAGGAUGCCAAGGUACCCGAAGACACCGCCGACAAGAAGGGUCAUAAGCGAAACAACUCUCAAAACUCGAAACGAUCGAGGGACUCGGCCGAGAUGAUGGAUGUAGACGAGUCCGAUAACGACACCGCAGGCGAGGAGUCGGACGGAGAGGGCAGCGUCAACGCCGAUGGGACACGGUCGAGCAAGAAGAAGAAGGGCAACCAGCGCUUCUAUUGCAGAGACUACCCCCCGUGCACCCUGAGCUUCACCCGAAGCGAGCAUCUUGCAAGGCAUAUCAGGAAACACACUGGCGAGCGUCCAUUUCAAUGCCACUGUCAACGUCGAUUUUCCCGCCUCGACAACCUUAGACAGCAUGCCCAGACUGUUCAUGUCAACGAGGACAUCCCUUACGACUCCCUUGCCGCGACCGGCACGAGAUAUCAAAGGCAGAUCCGGACGGACAGGGUGCAGCGUGGCGGUCGAGCCAGAGCGUCGACAGCCAGCAGCGUGGGUGCGCCUCCUCGCGGCCACUCCAAGUCGCUCUCUACCUCGAGUAUCGCCAGCAUCAGCUCGCUGGGCUCGGCCUACGGCACCAGAGAUGACAUCCGAAGACGACCACCACCACUGGUCAUGGCCGACCCGAAUGCUCGUCUGUCCGCUGAAUCCUACCGCAGUGUCGGUUCCACACAAUUCCCCUACCGCCAGACAUCCCCAAGUGACUACAGCACCCCGACAUCUGCAACCUUCUCCACUGGUCAGAGCAGUCCGCGCUGGGGUUCUGUUGUUGGCUCGCCAGUGACGUCGUACUCACGCCAUGCCAUGUAUCCAUCCGGGUCCCGCACGCCCGGCCGAAGGCUGAGCGUGCCCUCCGGCGGCAAUCCCUUCCAGUCGCCCCUUGGGCCUGGCGGUCUUGGACGACCCAUCUUCGGGCCUGGACCCCUGAACACUUCCAACUCUGCUGCGCUUUCCUCACCUGUCGGUAGCUACCUCGGCUCCCCUACCACGUCGGCAGGUGGCUGGUCACGACGGGAGUCCAUCUCCAGCACUGCCGAAGAGGCCUGGCGCAGGAGGACCUGGCAUCCCGACAGCAGCAACUUCACCGCACCUGGGAGUCGGUUAAGCCAGGUCAUCACAUCGUCCCAGCUCAACGCAGGUCCUGAGCCGCUGCCUGCGAUGAGCAGCAACGCACCUCAGCAGCACCAGCAGCCACAGCAGCAGCAACAGACCGUGCGCCUGCCCGGCAUCGACUCAUUACUCCCGCGACCUGGCCAACCGCUGGCCGUCCCCUCGAGGGGUUCUUCUCCCAUGAUGAUCGACCGCUCCCACGGGCCGCCGCUGCUCCCGUCUGCUAACAUCUCGGACGAACGGCGCAACAUGCCGCAGUGGGACAUGGGCUUGCACCGCGGUCUCACCCGGCUGGACAUUAACAACAACACCACCCCACCUCCUGCCAGGGAUGGUGCCGGAGUCUGGGCCAGUGAGGUUCGCCAGGCCAUGGACCGUGUCGAGCAGCCUCGACAGUACCAGCCCACUGUCCGCUUCGAGCCUGAGCCCCAGAUCGUCCACCCACCGCGGCAGCAGCCACCGCCGCCAACGGCCUCCCAUAUCCCACCCAGUGGGCCAUCUCGCAGUCAUCAACACACAAUGUCAGCGCCCCUGGUUUCGACGAAUCGAGAGAUCAAGCGGCACGGAUGGUACAAUGGCCCCGUCACCGUUCACGAGGACAGAGUCCUCGAAGCACGGCCUCACGUUGACCGCCUUGAGCACCCGAAUCUGCAUGCUUUCACCGGGUUCCCCGCCCGUGGGGGGGACUCGGAUCGCCGCCCGGCAGACAACCCUGAUUCGAGGCGCUUCGACGCCCUCGUUGCCGUCGCGACUGGCGAGUCGACUGCCACGGCGUGCUAGGAGGCCCGUCGAGUCUUGUGUGGACACCAGCAGAGCGCCCUGGCCCCGAGCUUUCUUGAUGCACAUAUAUGAUCACAGGAGGAGUUAUAAAAAAUCCUUCUUCACUACACGAAAUGAAAAGUGACGACCUUAUGACGACGACCGUUUUAUUUUGACUGCUCAACAACAAUCCACAAGAGUUCUCAACAUGCAUCGGGUCGGCCAAUUCUGAUAAACGACACUCGUUACGAGUUCUUGUUUUUUUCAUCAUUCAUGUUCUUCCGCCUUUUGUUUUGGGUGGACGAUACUGUUAUUGUUUUGUUUUUUGAUACCAGGUCGGCAGUCUGAUUCUCAUUUUGACUUUACUCCGGGUUUGCUAGGCGUUCUUUGAGGUGACGCUCUCUCGUCUUGCGUUUGUCACGGUGGCUUCUUAUUUUCUCCUUUCUUUCUCCCUUGGGUUGGCUCGCAUGCUGUCUGCUGUUUAGCGUUGAUUUUGCAUUGUCUGUCUUCGUUGCAAUACGGUUUCUUUUACUUCCUCUCUUUUCUUUCUGGAUCGGCAGCACACAUUCUACUACGCUAUGAGGUUCGGUACAGUCUCCUAUUGGAUUGAUUCCCAUUGUUUUUCAUGUGCUCCUUGCUGGUUUGGACAGUCCGGAUGGAAAAUACACGAGGCCUCCCGCGUCGAUGCAUGAAAAUAUAGAUGAGACACGCUUUCUUUUUUCCCUUUGCUCUGCGCAGUUCCCCAACUAUUCCAUUACGGUCGAGGUCGGUUGCGCACAGUCCCGCUCUUCGCUUUCAUGCAAGGAGAAAGAGGAGGUAAUGGCGCGGUGCAGUGGUGGAUUGGCAGGCACUCCUGGCUGUUCUUCAGAUGAUACCCCAACCUUUUUUUUGGAAUCUCAGGAAGGGAGGUCUUCUUGACCCAUCAUGAAAGAAUAGGGGACAGGGUAGUCUGGUUGUUUUUCCUUUAUUUUGGUCAACGGCGGUGAGCGACUCUGAUUUUUUCUGGUUUCGGGGGCUCGGCUCUACUAUUUUGUCUGGUCUGAUGGGAUGGAUUUGAUACCCACAGAAUAGUCUUCCUUCUUACCUUCAAAUCUCACUUAUCAACACG